GGAGCGAGGCGCUGCUCUGCCGCGCUGAGGGAGAAGCUGAGGCGGAGGGAAAGAGAGGAGGGGAAAGGAGGGCGGCUCGUUCGCCUUGUGAUGCUGUCGCUUGCUUUCCUCCUCCUCCUCCUCCUCUUUUCCUUCCUCAGGGCGCCAGGCAUUGCUUCUGCUCUUGACAGUAAGUUGCCAAUUAUUAUGAUGAAAAUCCAUAGAAGAUUGCUAUGCCCAGUCACAAAAUGAAGUUCAGCUAAAAAGAACAAGAUAAUUUCUGCACUUUUUCACACUGUUAAAGUUGAUAAGCAUAUUUGAAAUGCAUUGACUUUCUUAUUUGAAGAAACUCAGAAGAUGCAAUAAGGAUAUGCACAACACCAUUCGUCUGCACCUGGUGACUGAACACAGAAGCUUUUCCUCUUUCAAAAUGAACUGACAUAUAUAGUUUCAUACUGCACUGAUCUGCCUCUGUAAAUGUCCCCCCCCCUCCCAAGUUGUCUGGAUUGGAAAACAGUGGGAAAGCAGCAGCUGCUCAUCUUUGGCAGUGGAAGAUUAUGGUGGCGGUUCGGCAGUAGCAAAAGCAGCAGCAGCCGUAGCUGAAGCAGCGGCAGAGCAGGACUCUGCCUGGAUGCAUUUUUCACUGAAAAUCAUCAGCAUCAGAAAGUGCAGCCGGAAGACUUGGCAGCCAAGCAGGAAUUGACAGCAUUUGCAAGAGCGAAAACUGGGAAAGGCAAGGAACGUGGGGGUGGGGGGGCAGCACCAGUUUUUUCCCCCGUGUGCUUCUGGGGAGGGGGGUUGAUUAUCAUGGCGGAUCGGACAGCUCCUAGAAGCCAGCUCCGUCUGGAGUGGGUGUAUGGGUAUAGGGGUCAUCAGUGCCGCAACAACCUGUACUACACAGCGGGCAAGGAAGUGGUUUACUUCGUGGCUGGAGUCGGGGUGGUUUAUAACACCAGAGAGCAUAGCCAGAAAUUUUUCCUGGGGCACAAUGAUGACAUUAUCAGCCUAGCUUUGCAUCCGGAUAAAACCCUAGUUGCUACAGGGCAGGUUGGAAAGGAUCCUUACAUUUGCGUCUGGGAUUCCUACAACGUACAGACGGUGUCUAUUCUGAAGGAUGCCCACACCCAUGGAGUUGCUUGUUUGGCUUUUGAUUCCGACGGCCAGCGUUUGGCUUCAGUGGGACUGGAUGCCAAAAACACAGUCUGCAUCUGGGAUUGGAAGAAAGGAAAACUACUGGCGUCAGCUACUGGCCAUUCGGAUAGGAUUUUUGAUAUUUCCUGGGAUCCCUAUCAACCCAACAGAGUGGCUAGCUGUGGCGUGAAACAUAUCAAGUUUUGGACGUUGUGUGGAAAUGCCUUGACGGCCAAAAGAGGAAUCUUUGGCAAAGCAGGAGACCUGCAAACUAUCCUCUGUUUGUCCUGUGCAAAAGACGACGUUACAUACUCUGGUGCUUUAAAUGGAGACAUUUAUGUCUGGAAAGGGCUCAUGUUAGUCCGCACGAUUCAAGGAGCCCAUGGUGCUGGAAUUUUUAGCAUGUAUGCCUGUGAGGAAGGCUUCGCAACUGGGGGGAGAGAUGGCUGCAUUCGGUUAUGGGAUAUUGAUUUCAAACCAAUAACUAAAAUUGAUCUCAGGGAGACUGAACAAGGAUACAAAGGUUUGUCUAUUCGAAGUGUAUGCUGGAAAGCAGAUAGACUUUUAGCAGGGACACAAGACAGUGAAAUUUUUGAGGUGAUUGUGAGAGAAAGAGACAAGCCAAUGCUGAUCAUGCAAGGUCACUGUGAAGGAGAACUAUGGGCUCUGGCAGUCCAUCCCAAGAAACCUUUAGUGGUUACGGGCAGUGAUGAUCGUUCUGUGCGCUUAUGGAGCCUUGCUGACCAUGCCUUGAUUGCUCGUUGUAAUAUGGAAGAAGCUGUCCGGAGUGUGUCUUUCAGCCCUGAUGGAUCUCAGCUGGCACUGGGAAUGAAAGAUGGCUCUUUCAUUGUUCUGAGAGUAAGAGAUAUGACAGAGGUCGUUCAUAUCAAAGAUAGGAAAGAAGUGAUACAUGAAAUGAAAUUUUCUCCAGAUGGCUGCUACCUUGCAGUGGGUUCUAAUGAUGGCCCAGUAGAUAUUUAUGCAGUUGCUCAGCGGUACAAGAAAACUGGAGAGUGCAACAGGUCUUCUAGUUUCAUCACUCACAUUGACUGGUCUCUGGACAGUAAAUUCUUGCAGACUAAUGAUGGUGCAGGAGAACGCUUCUUCUACCGGAUGCCAUCUGGAAAGCACCUAACAAGCAAAGAUGAGAUAAAAGGGAUUCACUGGGCUUCCUGGACAUGUGUGAUGGGACCAGAAGUGAAUGGAAUCUGGCCGAAGUACAGUAAUAUUAUAGACAUCAACUCUGUGGAUGGAAAUUAUAAUAAUGCAGUUCUGGUGACUGGAGAUGAUUUCGGAUUAGUUAAAUUGUUCCGAUUUCCUUGUCUAAAAAAAGGAGCGAAGUUUAGAAAAUACGUUGGCCAUUCAGCCCAUGUGACAAAUGUCCGUUGGUCUCAUGACUUUCAAUGGGUAGUUAGCACUGGAGGUGCAGAUCAUUCUGUUUUUCAAUGGCGAUUCAUUCCAGAAGGUAUUACAAACGGGAUCCUUGAAACUAUACCCCAAGAAAGUGGCAUAGAUUCCCACAGUGAAGAAUCAGAUUCAGAUUUAUCUGAUGUGCCAGAAUUAGACUCGGAUAUUGAGCAAGAGGCUCAAAUCAACUACGUUCGACAGGUUUACAAAGAAGACCUACCUCAGCUGAAACAGCAAAGUAAAGAGAAAAACCACUCAGUGCCCUUCCUUAAAAGAGAACGAGCCCCUGAGGACAGUUUAAAACUGCAAUUUAUACACGGUUAUAGAGGUUAUGACUGUCGCAACAACUUGUUCUACACACAGACUGGGGAGGUAGUUUACCAUAUUGCUGCUGUUGCUGUUGUGUAUAGUAGACAACAACAUACCCAAAGGCUGUAUCUUGGUCAUGAUGAUGACAUCCUUAGUCUAGCCAUCCAUCCUGUGAAAGAUUAUGUUGCUACUGGACAGGUUGGGAGGGAUGCUGCGAUUCAUGUUUGGGAUACGCAGACGCUUAAAUGUUUGUCACUGCUAAAAAGCCAACACCAAAGAGGAGUGUGUGCUCUUGAUUUUUCAGCUGAUGGGAAAUGUUUGGCGUCUAUUGGCUUAGAUGAUAAUCAUGCCAUAGUUCUCUGGGACUGGAAAAAAGGAGAGAAGAUGGCAGCAACCAGGGGUCACAAAGACAAGAUAUUUGUGGUGAAAUGCAAUCCUCAUCAUGCUGAUAAACUAGUGACAGUUGGAAUUAAGCACAUCAGAUUUUGGCAACAAGCAGGUGGUGGUUUUAUCUCAAAACGUGGUGUCUUUGGAAAUAUUGCCAAGCAAGAAACCAUGAUGAGUGCUUCCUAUGGGCGAAUAGAGGAUUUAGUUUUCUCUGGAUCUGCAACAGGAGACAUUUACAUUUGGAAGGAUGUUUUGUUGCUCAAGACAGUGAAAGCUCAUGAUGGGCCUGUAUUUGCGAUGCACGCCUUAGAUAAGGGCUUUGUGACAGGUGGCAAGGAUGGUGUGGUGGCCCUUUGGGAUGAUACUUUUGAGAGAUGUCUGAAGACUUAUGCCAUUAAAAGAGCAGCACUGUCACCCGGCUCUAAAGGAUUACUGCUAGAAGAUAAUCCAUCCAUCCGUGCCAUUACUUUAGGACAUGGGCAUAUCCUGGUGGGAACAAAGAAUGGAGAAAUCCUUGAAAUUGACAAAAGCGGUCCCAUGACUCUACUCGUGCAGGGGCACAUGGAAGGUGAAGUGUGGGGUUUGGCAGCUCAUCCUCUCUUGCCAAUCUGUGCAACAGUGAGUGAUGAUAAAACUCUGAGGAUCUGGGACCUUUCCUCCCAGCAUCGUAUGCUAGCUGUAAGAAAACUUAAGAAAGGUGGACGAUGCUGUGCCUUCUCUCCUGAUGGUAAAGCCUUGGCCGUAGGAUUGAAUGAUGGGAGUUUUCUGGUAGUCAAUGCUGAUACUUUAGAAGAUAUGCUCUCUUUUCAUCACCGAAAGGAAAUGAUCUCUGACAUCAGAUUUUCUAGGGAUUCAGGAAAAUACCUGGCAGUGGCUUCCCAUGACAAUUUUGUGGAUAUUUACAAUGUACUUACCAGCAAAAGAGUUGGCAUUUGCAAAGGAGCAUCAAGCUAUAUCACCCAUAUUGACUGGGAUUCAAGAGGGAAGUUACUGCAAGUCAAUUCUGGUGCCAAAGAACAAUUAUUUUUUGAAGCACCAAGAGGAAAGAGGCAUAUAAUAAGACCCAGUGAGAUUGAGAAGAUUGAAUGGGACACCUGGACAUGUGUCCUUGGCCCUACCUGUGAAGGAAUUUGGCCCAUGCACAGCGAUGUCACCGUUAUCAAUGCAGCAUCUCUUACCAAAGAUAGAACCCUAUUAGCUACAGGGGAUGACUUCGGGUUUGUAAAGCUCUUCAGAUAUCCAGUAAAGGGUCAGCAUGCCAAAUUCAAGAAGUACGUGGGUCACAGUGCUCACGUCACCAAUGUCCGGUGGUUACAUAAUGAUUCUGUGCUGUUGACGGUGGGUGGAGCAGACACCGCCCUAAUGAUCUGGACUCGAGAAUUUGUGGGAACCCAAGAAAGCAAGCUAGUUGACAGUGAAGAGUCAGAUACUGAUGCAGAAGAAGACGGAGGUUAUGAUAGUGAUGUUGCACGAGAAAAAGCAAUUGACUACACCACAAAGAUCUAUGCAGUGAGCAUCCGAGAGAUGGAGGGCACGAAGCCACACCAGCAGCUGAAGGAAGUUCCCAUGGAAGAAAGGCAGGGAAUUGUCAAGGGAUCAAGGCCACCGGUUAGCAGGGCUCCUCCGCCACCCGAGAAACUGCAAAAGAACAAUGUCAACAAAAAAAGAAAACUGGUCGAGGAGUUAGCUUUAGAUCAUGUAUUUGGAUACCGUGGAUUUGAUUGUCGCAACAACCUGCAUUACCUCAAUGAUGGUGCUGAUAUUAUUUUCCACACUGCUGCUGCAUGCAUCGUUCAAAAUCUUUCUACAGGAAGUCAGACUUUCUACCUGGAACAUACAGAUGACAUCCUCUGCCUAACCGUCAACCAGCACCCAAAGUAUAAAAACGUUGUGGCCACCAGCCAGAUUGGUGAUAUGACAGAAUUUCCAGGUACAACACCUUCUAUCCACGUAUGGGAUGCUAUGACUAAGCAGACCUUGUCUAUGUUGCGUUGCUUUCAUUCCAAAGGUGUGAACUAUGUCAACUUUAGUGCUACUGGCAAACUCCUAGUGUCUGUAGGAGUUGACCCCGAACACACAAUCACAGUCUGGAGAUGGCAGGAAGGAGCUAAAAUUGCAAGCAGAGGAGGGCACCUGGAGAGGAUUUUUGUUGUAGAGUUUCGUCCAGAUUCAGACACCCAGUUUGUAUCUGUGGGAGUGAAGCACAUGAAAUUCUGGACUCUGGCUGGAAGUGCUUUGCUGUAUAAAAAGGGAGUCAUUGGUUCUUUGGAAGAUGCCAAAAUGCAAACGAUGCUUUCUGUGGCCUUUGGAGCUAAUAAUCUUACCUUCACUGGUGCCAUCAAUGGAGAUGUUUAUGUCUGGAAGGAUCAUUUUUUAAUUAGACUAGUGGCCAAAGCUCACACGGGUCCUGUCUUUACAAUGUACACAACACUUCGUGAUGGACUUAUUGUUACUGGAGGAAAGGAGAGACCAACGAAAGAAGGAGGAGCUGUGAAACUCUGGGAUCAAGAGAUGAAGCGAUGCAGAGCCUUUCAGCUUGAGACCGGACAGAUUGUGGAGUGCGUGCGUUCCGUGUGCCGAGGGAAAGGCAAAAUUUUAGUGGGGACCAAAGACGGGGAAAUCCUUGAAGUUGGAGAAAAAAAUGGCGCUUCUAACCUGCUGAUUGACAGCCACAUGGAAGGAGAGAUUUGGGGCUUGGCUACUCAUCCCUCCAAAGAUAUCUUUAUCUCUGCUAGCAAUGAUGGCACUGCGAGGAUAUGGGAUCUUGGCGAUAAGAAACUCCUGAAUAAAGUGAAUCUGGGCCAUCCUGCCAGGUGUGCCGCCUAUAGCCCUGAUGGUGAAAUGGUUGCCAUUGGUAUGAAGAACGGAGAGUUCAUCAUCUUGCUCGUGAACAGCCUCAAAGUUUGGGGUAAAAAAAGGGACCGGAAGUCAGCUAUCCAAGACAUCAGAAUAAGCCCCAAUAACCGAUUUUUGGCAGUGGGGUCACAAGAACAUACGGUUGACUUCUACGACCUCACACAAGGCACGACCUUGAACCGGAUUGGCUACUGUAAAGACAUCCCAAGCUUUGUCAUUCAGAUGGAUUUUUCCGCAGACAGCAAAUAUAUUCAGGUGUCAACGGGUGCCUACAAACGCCAGGUCCAUGAGGUGCCAUUAGGAAAGCAGGUGACGGACGUGGCCCUGAUUGGAAACAUCACCUGGGCCACCUGGACAAGCAUUCUUGGAGAUGAAGUCAUUGGCAUUUGGCCCCGAAAUGCAGAUAAAGCUGAUGUCAAUUGUGCCUGUGUGACUCACGCUGGCUUAAACAUUGUCUCCGGAGAUGACUUUGGACUUGUCAAACUCUUUGACUUCCCAUGCACUGAGAAAUUUGCCAAACAUAAGCGUUAUUUUGGCCAUUCUGCACAUGUCACCAAUAUACGCUUUUCUCAUGACGACAAGUAUGUUAUCAGCACAGGAGGGGAUGACUGCAGUGUGUUUGUUUGGCGAUGCCUUUGAAGUCGGUUCUUUCGGGCGUCGCUCUUGCUGCCACCGCCGUGCGAGUGCCAAACAGUGCACACUAAGGAAUGCCUUCAAGACCCCAGGAGCCAGCGGUGUCAAACACUGUGUGGAUGAAAUCUAUAUGCAGCCAUGAUAGAUGCCACAUUGAGACCCAACCAUGCAGCCAUUAAGAGUGCAAAAAAGUGUACAUUUUUUUAAAAAAAGCCUAAACCAGGGGUGCAGAACCUGUGGCUCUCCACCUUUUGGACUCCCAAAUGCCUACAACGUCUACCAGCAUGACCAAUGGUCAGGGACUAUCACAGUUGCAGUCCAUCAAGAACUGGAGGGCUACAGGUUCUCCCUGACACCUAGCAGAAGCGUCAUGUUGUUCAGGUGGCAUUAAAUCUCUUUUGCCAAAAUCAGUUCCGGAAAUCUGUAGAGCUUGGCCCAAUGUGGAAGCAAACUUCAAGUAGUACAUUAGAAAAACAAACAUGUUUGCGUUUGGAGAUCAUUGACAUUCCUGUGUAUGUCUACUCAAAGGUAUCCCUGUCUUAAGUGGAACUUAGUCCCAGGGGACUGUACAAGAUAACACUUUUAAACCAGCCAAUUCAAAACAUUAUUUGAUGAGGAAUGUGUUGUAAAGAAUGCAUUGGCUGGUUUUCUGCUUCUCCAGUGACCAAAUACUCGUCUUUCUUUCCCCAAGAUUUCAUUAAAAAUAAUUUAAUUUUGCCAGUUUUCUAUGAAGUGCCUUUUGAAAGCUUUUCCAUAGGGCAGGAUACAACUUUGCUUCCUGCCAGAGUCUGCUUUCUACUCACGGUGCUACAACUUACCCAACUGAGGAGGGCUGACAAAAGUCAUUUUCUUCCCCUCGAUGUAUACAGUUUCCUUCUGCUUUUUGUUUUGUCUUAAUAGUUUAACUGAAUCUCCACCAGGUCUUUCACAGAAAAGAUGAGCAGGUACAUUGUGAGGGAAAUGCAGUAAGUAGCUACAGGUUAGUAAAUCCAUCUCAUGUGGAGAUCAGUCUUUUAAGAUAGAACUUGAAAGGGAAAGUCAGAUGAAGUUAAGAGUCUGUGCACAGAUUAUUCUUGGAGUCUUUUCUGCCUUCCCCACCUGAAAAUUUUUCCUCUGCUUUUCCCAGCCAGUGGCAACAGCAGUGGAAGACCAACCUUCCUCAUCAGUUCCCUGAUGAGGUGUUUCAAGGACAUUCAGUCCUCUCACUGAGUUUAUGGGCGGACAACUUGGCACAUUCACAAACUCUCUGGUGGCUGGGGACCAAGUAGCUCAGGAACGUGGUUCUUGGCGCAGAGGAGCCAAACAGGAGCAGUGGUUCAGCAUGCAUUUUCUCAAUGGCUGCUAACCAUAAAGGCCAUAUAUUAAACACCACCAGAAGCCAGAUUUCAUAAACAGUAUGCCUGUGAAUGCUAGUAUCUGGCUGGCUACUGUGAGAAUACAACUGAGUUACUGCUGGUCCACCAGGCCUUGUCUUAUCUUCCUACAUGGGAGAAUGUCCUAGUUCAGUGUGUUGUUACUAAAGGAGAAGAGACCAAAGGGAUCUGUGAUGAAAAUCGAGGAAGUUUUCUUUUUUUCAAAAUCACUGGAAGGUCUGUGUUGAAGACUAAUUGAAAGACAAGUUGACUUUAGGAGCAAUCAGACAAGCAUAUAACUCACUAUUUGGUUUGGUUUUGGUGCAGUUUGGUUCACCCUAUUUUCCAGUGACCAUGUGUGCUUUACAUAAGAGCAUCUUGCCCCCUUUGCAAGCUGUUCUGCUCAUUUCUGGCACAUGUUAGGGCUGCAAUUCAGUGUGAUUAGGAGUGCUCCUAAUUAUCUCAUUCUGCAGUCUGUGUGGUUGCUUAAUUUGCUCCCAAACAGAGCUAUGGGCAGCGUUAAUUUCAGUGACAACCCUGUGACGUAUGCAGUGAGUUGUGACAGUAGAAAGGAUGGUAGGGAAACCGUAUCCUCCCUGGAACUGCCCAGAGGUAGUGGGCUGACCACUAGAUGGAGGGGCGGGGAGGGAUUUAAAUAAAUAAAUAUUUUCCUUUUCUCAUAAUUUUCUAAAAAUAUUCUCCUAUGUGAUACAGCACUAUUUCAGAUUUAAGGGAGUAUCCAUGAUAGGUUGAUGUAUUGCUGUAGUGCUAUGCCACUUAUUAAAAGAAAAAAAAAGAAAUCACUGCAGCCCAUGGAAUGACAGGCAUGCCAAAAUGUGAAAGGGAUGGGAGGGAGCAUCAAUAAUUAAAAGAGGGAGAAAUUGGAGCAAUCCUAAGUGCUGUCUGGAUCCUUGUCAUGGGAGAACAAACGUCUCCUGUGUGAAUGGAAGGAUUAUUUAAGUGAGAUAUAAAAUAGAUCACACCGAAGAUAAGAGCCUUUUAAAUGCAACUUGGAUAGCUCCAAAUUCCCCCAUCUAGUUGCACCCUGUUAGCUGUGGCAAGCAAUACUCUGCAAAAAGAUACCUCCCCCACAUAAGACUGAUAGGGAGCAGAAUUGAAAGUGCAAAUUACAUUUGUUCCAAAAAGCAUUUGCUUGGAAGUCCACAAGAGUAAGCAGCUCACACAAGGUCCAAGACAAAAAGCCAGAAUUACCCGGAAUAAUACAAAGGAAAAUCAAUGUAUAAAACACAAAGUGCUUCAGUAAACUCAAUAAACUACCAUUUGUUGAGAAUUAUUUUAUCAAUGGAAUAUAUGCCUUACAACCCUCUUAUUAUUUCAGAUCCAGAAAUCCCUAUGCAGUUUUUUUUCCCAUUCAUAUAGUAAGGAAAGUUUGCUAUAUUAGACCAUGUAACCAGAUCAAGUCGGUGAUGUCAGGUGGUCACCUUGUAUGCCUAUGUUGUAAUGUUGGCCUUUCAUAUUGAUUGUAUCUUAAAAGUAUAUGAUUAUGACUUGCUAUAUGGUGAAAUUGUGCAAAAAUAUUUAAGAGCAAUAGUGUGUGUGAGUGUGUGCGCCAGGAAGAGAUUUGUUCUAUUACGGUUUGAUUUUAGAUAAAUUAUGCUCAGACUUGAUGCUGUAUUAUAAUGUAAAUUAAAAUAACAGUGCAUGAGUUUAUUUUUCAAAUGAUCCAGUAAAAGAUUUAUGAUUUCAAAACCAGCCAUGUGUCAG
This is a messenger RNA of Pogona vitticeps (central bearded dragon), 9779 nucleotides long. Lineage: Eukaryota; Metazoa; Chordata; Lepidosauria; Squamata; Agamidae. The record is from RefSeq and is a predicted model, not a curated record.